CACUUAUCUGUCAUUUGAAAAAACAAUUCACUGUUUAGAAAGAUCUUGUUUGAAUUCAAAUUCUUGAUUCUAUUUUCGAAAUUGUACAGUAGUUCACAGUUGUGUUAUUGUUUUAGAGAUACUUUAGAUAUUUUAUUAAAAUGCCCAAACGAAGAAGAUUAACACCAAUGAAAAGUAAAAAUAAAAUAACGACACCCGCAAAGAACAGAGAUGUAGAUGAGCAAAAAGAACAAGAGGUGAAUACUGCAAGAGGAAGGCUUAAGGGCGCUCUGAUGGGAAUGAUGGAGCCACCCGUGGAGGAAUCUGACAAUUCUUCCGACUUCGCUCCAGCUAAAAGAGAGAAAAAAGUCAGUAGCCAUGAGUCCUCUGACGAAGAAGACUCCCAAAAUGGUGUGCUUCGACAAUCCUAUGUGCUCAAGUUGUUUGAUAGAAGUGUGGAACUGUCACAAUUCAGUGAGGACACCCCUCUGUACCCCAUUUGUAGAGCGUGGAUUGUCAACCAGCCGAGAGCCGAUUAUAAGAAGUUUGCCAAUAAAGAGGACAAAGAAGAGAAGCCAGUAGAUGGAGUGGAACUGCCAGGACCUGAAGGUCCAGUCGUCUCCAGAAUACCACAGCUUUUGCCAGAACAGUUAGCUGCUAAUAAAGACAACAUUAACUUGAAUUAUCGCGAGCCGGCGCCCGGGCGGGAGCAGCUGCUGCAGUGGCACGCGGGGCGCUGGGCGGGCGUGCGGCGCGCGUGGCUGGCGCAGGCGCGCCGCGUGCACCGCCGCUACGCCGCCGCGCAGAGCGUGCUCCAUAGGAUCAAUGUCAACGCUCUAUGAUCUGGGAAAGGGAUACACC
This is a messenger RNA of Zerene cesonia (dogface butterfly), 840 nucleotides long. It is a transcript of the gene mip40, whose product is annotated as protein lin-37 homolog. Gene Ontology annotation, cellular component: Myb complex; transcription repressor complex. Bases 141 to 821 code for a protein of 226 amino acids. Gene Ontology annotation, biological process: negative regulation of transcription by RNA polymerase II. The transcript is spliced from 6 exons. The record is from RefSeq and is a predicted model, not a curated record. NCBI's taxonomy places the organism in Eukaryota, Metazoa, Arthropoda, Insecta, Lepidoptera, Pieridae.